Hyla sarda is the source of this 1118-nucleotide messenger RNA. RefSeq names its product PC-esterase domain-containing protein 1A-like. The record is from RefSeq and is a predicted model, not a curated record. NCBI's taxonomy places the organism in Eukaryota, Metazoa, Chordata, Amphibia, Anura, Hylidae.
GAUCGGAGGACACGGAGCGGAGACCUGAGCUGUAAAGGUUUCUGGCAGUGAAGGGGUUACCUCCGCAGUCUCUGGUAUUGUUAUGUGGGGGAUGAGUGAUGUUCAGCUCUGGAGACUUUCAGUUUCGUUUCUCUCUGACUGCCAGGAGUAGAGACUUCUGCAGAGUAAACAGGACCCUGAACCUCCAUAGUCCCCUGGAUGUAAUGUUCUGAGCAUCUAUACAGGACCCAGAUGUCUCCCUCCAGUCAUGCAUUGGUUCAGCUCAGAAGAUGUGCAGCAAUUACUGCACAACAAGUAUGUUGUUGUCCUCGGAGACUCCAUUCAGAGAUCCGUCUACAAAGACAUGGUGAAGCUUCUGAAAGAAGACGACCUACUGUCUGAUGCCCAAAUAAAGGGGCGGGGCGAGCUGGAGUUUGAGAAGGACACUCUGGUAGAGGGCGGCAUGUUGACCGGGAUGCACAACGGGACCACUUACCGAGAAGUGCGGCAGUACCGGACCGGCCACCAUCUUGUCCGCUUCUACUUCCUGACCCGCGUCUACUCCGACUACCUGGAGAGCAUUCUGUCAGAUUUCAAGAGCGGCCCCCAACCGGAUGUGGUGGUAGUAAACUCCUGCAUCUGGGAUCUUCUGAGAUACCACGAGGAACCUCUGGAGACCUACAAGACCAACCUGGACGUCCUCUUCCGGCGCCUCAAGGUGGUGCUGGGCCCCCAGUGCCUCCUCCUAUGGACCAUGACCAUGCCGGUGGGAUACAGAGACUAUGAAAUGCCAGAGAAUGUGAGGCACAACCUGCGGGAGGACAUUGUGGAGGGGAACUUCUUCAGCGCCGUUUUGGCGGAUUUCCACAGGCUGGACGUGCUGGACAUGCACUAUCACUUCCGCUGGAACCUGCACCUCAGGUGGCAUGACGCCGUCCACUGGAACCAGAUAGCGCAUCGGAAGUACACCCAGAUCCUGCUGAGCCACAUCGCACAGGCCUGGGGGGUGGAGGCGCCAAAGUUCAAGAUGCCGAAAGGCUUCAGUGGUCACUCCGCACCUCCUCACCUGGUUGCAUUGAGAGGAGAUCCCUAUCCCGGGCCGUACCCCACAAUCCAAGGGCAAGAGCGCUGCAACCAGG